CCUGUCAGAGUGCGACAUUUGUGCCCGCACUGCGCAGUGCCGUGUCGCUCACGCUCCGGGACGCACGCAUGUCGCGAGUUAUUAUUUAAUGAUGUCUCGCAUUUUGAACGUAAUCAAAGUGCAGCUGCGCAGAGACGUGGCUGCGCGUCGAGGGACCGCGCGGCUGCCACUGAGGACCAUCUGCUGCACUGCGAGAAAACGCGCUGAAGACAGGAAUGAGUCGUCAGUCCUGGGAAAGCGGUGGAAGGACACGGCAGAGACCGUCGUCAUCGGCGGUGGGUGCGUGGGGGUCAGCCUGGCGUAUCACCUGGCCAAAGGGGGCAUGAAAGACGUGGUGCUGCUGGAGAAGAGCGAGCUGACAGCUGGAUCCACCUGGCACGCUGCUGGUUUGACAACAUAUUACCACCCUGGCAUCAACCUCAAGAAAGUCCACUAUGACAGCAUUAAACUGUACGAGAGUCUGGAGGCUGAAACUGGACAGGCGGUGGGCUUUCACCAGCCGGGCAGUGUCCGUAUUGCCUCGACGCCGGCUCGCGUGGAUGAGAUGAGAUACCAGAUGACCCGCACGCACUGGCACGUGACGCCACAGUCCAUGAUCGGACCUGAAAGAGUCCAAGAGCUUUUCCCUCUGGUCAACAUAGACAAGGUGCUGGCAGGUCUGUACACCCCUGAAGACGGCCACAUUGACCCGUACUCUCUGACUAUGGCUCUGGCUGCGGGGGCUCGUAUGUACGGCGCACAGAUCUACAACCCUGCCCCCGUCACUGCCCUCAAACCAACCGCUGAUGGCAAGUGGGACGUGGAGACUCCGCAUGGAACAAUCCGCGCCAAUCGGAUUGUCAACUCUGCAGGAUUCUGGGCCAGGGAAGUGGGUCAGAUGAUUGGGUACGAACACCCAACCAUCCCUGUGCAUCACCAGUACGUAGUGACCGCAACAGUUCCAGAGGUGAAGGCUCUGAAAAAGGAACUGGCGGUCAUCAGAGACUUGGAGGGCUCUUACUACUUGCGUCAGGAGAGAGACGGUCUGCUGUUUGGCCCAUAUGAACAGAUGGAGAAGAUGGUGCUGCAGGACUCCUGGGUCCGAGACGGUGUUCCUCCAGGUUUUGGUAAAGAACUGUUUGAGUCAGACCUUGACAGGAUAAUGGAGCAUGUGGAGAUGGCCAUGGAGAUGGUCCCGGUGCUGAAGAAAGCGGACAUUAUCAACAUCGUGUCUGGACCAAUCACAUACACCCCUGACCUGCUGCCCAUGGUGGGACCGCAACAGGGAGUUCGCAACUACUGGAAUGCUAUUGGCUUUGGGUACGGUGUUAUCCACGCUGGUGGUAUUGGCAAAUUCCUCGGUGACUGGAUCAGGAAUGGAGAGCCUCCCUACGACCUGAUCGAGUGUGACCCCAACCGCUAUGGCAAAUGGGCGGAUGUGCCUUUCAUGUGUGCCAAAGCCCGAGAAUCCUACGGCUUCAACAACGUGGUCGGUUACCCCAAAGAGGAGCGCUUUGCCGGCCGGCCAACCAGCCGAACAAGUGGCGUUUACGAGCUGCUGAAAGACAAGUGCUCCAUGGGCUUUCAUACUGGCUGGGAACAGCCACACUGGUUCCACAAACCUGGAGAUGACACUGGAUACAAGCCCAGUUUCUGUCGCACAAACUGGUUUGGACCCGUUGGUAGAGAGUGUAAGCUGAUCAUGGAGAAGGUGGGAGUGAUCGAUCUGACUCCUUUUGGCAAGUUCAUUGUGAAGGGGAAGGACUCCCUGAAGCUGCUGGACCGCCUCUUUGCUAACACCAUGCCGAAGGUGGGCCUGACUAAUAUCAGCCACAUGUUGACGCCCACUGGGAAGGUUUUUGCUGAGGUCACCAUCACCCAGCUGACACCAGGAGAGUUCCUGCUCAUCACCGGCUCGGGGUCAGAGCUACAUGACCUCAGGUGGAUCGAAGCGGAGGCCGCAGAUGGCGGAUAUGAUGUCGACAUCAGCAACGUGACGGAUGAAAUCGGCGUGCUGGGAAUCGCAGGACCAAACUCGCGCAAAGUCCUCCAGAAACUGACCGACGAGGACAUGAGUGACGCAGGAUUCAAAUUCCUCAACUGCAAGUCCAUCAAGCUUGGCGGCAUUCCUCUCCGCGCCAUCCGAAUUUCCUACACCGGUGAGCUCGGCUGGGAACUGUACAUUGAUCAGAAGAACAUGGCAGCUGUGUACGAGGCCAUGAUGGAAGCAGGAAAAGAUGAAGGCAUUGAUAAUUUUGGCACCUACGCGAUGGCCUCUCUCAGAUUGGAGAAAGGCUUUAGAGGCUGGGGAGCUGAGAUGAACUGUGACACCAAUCCCCUGGAGGCCGGCCUGGAUUAUUUCAUCAAACUAAACAAGCCGGCUGACUUCAUCGGCAAAGCGGCGCUUCAGGAGAUUAAAGCCAAAGGCCUGAAGAGGAAGCUGUCCUACAUCACAGUAGAUACAGAUAACAUUGAUCCAGAGGGCAAUGAGACUGUCUGGCUCAAUGGCAAGGUGGUCGGCAACACGACGUCUGGUGCCUACAGCUACAGCAGCCAGCAGAGCCUGGCGUUUGCAUACCUGCCCCUGGAGCUGUGUUCUGUGGGCCAGAAGGUGGAGGUGGAACUGCUGGGGAGGAAAUACCCGGCCAUGGUCAUCCAGGAACCCUUAGUCCUCACCGAGCCCACAAGGACCCGGCUGCAGAAGAAAGCAAAGAGUAAAGCAUAAGCAGCAACUGGUCCUGGAUCAGUUUGUCACCGGCGAAUAAAGAACGAUGCCACUGUGAAUUAUGAGUGAGAGGGUGAUGGGUUAAAGGUGUGAAGGGAAGCGAAUCAUGUGCAGUCAGUGCCGUGUCCUGUGGAACACCAACCAUGUGACGGUUCAGAGUGGCUAAACAAUGGCCUUUUACAGUAACACAAACUGCUGCGUGAUGCCUUUGUGCCACAGUGUCUUAAAAUGUCGGAAGAGUAAUUUAAUUUUUUAUUGUAAUUCCAUGGUUUACAGGUGAAUUUGUUUUGGGGGGGGAGGGAAAUCAACUUGUUAGCCUAAAGAAACAGAAUGUUUGCAAACUUCAAAAUCAGCUCAUUAUGUAUAUAAAUUGGUGUACAUUCAUACCUUGAUAAUUAAAGCAAUGCACACACUGUCUUGCGACUCCCUCCUCCCUCCUCCAUCCUGUCCGUCUCCCCACUUCCUCCUACCUGAAGCAUUUACUGUUCCUGUGCGAUGACAAUAAAGGCUUUCUAUUCUA
Solea senegalensis (Senegalese sole) is the source of this 3224-nucleotide messenger RNA. It is a transcript of the gene dmgdh, whose product is annotated as dimethylglycine dehydrogenase. The record is from RefSeq and is a predicted model, not a curated record. Bases 89 to 2704 code for a protein of 871 amino acids. Lineage: Eukaryota; Metazoa; Chordata; Actinopteri; Pleuronectiformes; Soleidae. The transcript has 16 exons. Gene Ontology annotation, cellular component: mitochondrion. Gene Ontology annotation, molecular function: oxidoreductase activity; protein binding.